AUGGCAGAACAACUUGCUAGAGGCAAUCAGUAUCAAUAUACUGCAAAUUCAAAUCUUGUUCUUCAGGCAAAUCGUUCCGAAUUACCGCGUAGAGACCAUGAACCUGCAUUGAGAAAAGCAUACGGUUAUUCAAACGUUUUGGCAGCUACAGAAUAUUUUGACGGCUUAUCUUAUAGACCACGAACUAAGGAAACUCGAGAAACAUAUGAAUUGAUAUUAGCAUUUGUUCAUCAAAAUCUUGGUGAUCAAGCUCAAGAUGUGAUUAGAAGUGCUGCCGACGACAUACUUCAAAUUUUGAAAAAUGACAUGCUCAAAGAUUUUGACAAGAAAAAGGAGAUAGAGGGUGUCAUAGGAACUAUUACAUCAGAUAGGUUUGCACAGUUAGUAAACUUGGGAAAGAAAGUAACCGACUAUCACGUUGGGGAUUCUACGGAUGUAGAUAAAGAUGGUGAACUUGCAGGCGAGAUAGACGAUGAACUCGGAGUUGCUGUAGUCUUUGAUGAAGAGGAAGAAGAUGAUGAUGAAUUUGGAAAAUAUGAAAUUGAAUCAGAAGAGGAUGACGAUGAAGGUGGUGAGGAAACAGUAACCACCGGUGUAUUGGGUGUUGGUCAAGUCGAAGACGAGGAUGAUAAGGAAUUUGGUUCAGAUGAAGAAAACGAAGGAUUUCGAACUGUUAUUGGGCCAGAUACAACUAAAUUAAAAAAGGCCACUGGUAUCGAAACUGCUCAAAAAAUAGCACCUCACGAUAUUGAUGCUUUUUGGCUUCAGCGUUUAAUAUCCAAUUAUUAUUCAGAUCCACAUACAGCACAAGAGAAGACUUCAAGGACUAUGCAAUUGCUUGAGUCAGACAUAAAUACUCGCGACUGUGAAAAUGAAUUAAUGAAUCUUUUUGAAUAUGACAAAUUUGAUCUUGUUAAGAUAUUAACACGUAAUAGAGAGUUAAUCUUAUGGUGCACAAAGCUUGCAAAGGCUGGAACAGAAAUUGCUAAGCGUCAAGAGAUUGAACGUGAAAUGCGUGAACGUGGUUUAGAAUGGAUUCUCAAAGACCUUGGAGGAGAAAGAAUUCGUCGAGGUGAAGGAGCCGCACGAAAAGGUGUGGUCGAAGAUGCAAUGGAAAUCGACGAGAAACCUCCUUUGACACAUGGUCCAGUUCAUACUUCCGUAAAGGCUAAUUUACCACCUGUAACAACGGCAACUCCGAAAAACAUUAUUGAUUUAGAAUCAUUAACAUUUACUCAGGGUGGACAUUUAAUGUCAAAUAAAAAAUGUAAAUUACCUGAUGGCUCUUUCAAACGUUCUAUGAAAGGUUAUGAAGAAAUUCAUGUACCAGCGCCAAAGCCAAAGCCUUUUGCUGAUAAUGAAAAACUUAUACCAAUAGAGGAAUUACCUUUUUGGAUUCAAGAAUCUUUCAAAGGUGCUAAAACUCUAAAUAGAAUUCAAAGCAAACUAUUUCCUGUUGCAUUUAAUUCAGACGAAAACAUAUUGUUAUGUGCACCCACUGGUUCAGGGAAAACUAACGUUGCGAUGCUUUGUAUUCUAAAUGAAAUUGGAAAAUGGCGUCUGGAAGAUGGUUCAAUAGCCUAUGAUAAGUUUAAGAUUGUAUAUAUUGCACCUAUGAAGGCUCUUGUGCAAGAAAUGGUCGGAAAUUUUUCAGUUCGUCUUCAACCUUAUGGUAUAAAAGUUGCUGAAUUAACUGGAGACCGUCAACUUACCAAGCAACAGAUAGCAGAAACACAAAUAAUAGUAACAACUCCCGAAAAAUGGGAUGUGAUAACUAGAAAAGCUACAGAUAGAAGUUACACUAAAAUUGUUAGACUUAUCAUUCUUGAUGAAGUUCAUUUACUUCAUGAUGAUCGUGGGCCAGUUAUAGAAAGUAUCGUAGCGCGAACCAUCCGUCAUAUGGAACAAACGCAAGAAAAAAUUCGGUUGGUGGGUCUUUCGGCUACACUUCCUAAUUAUUUUGAUGUCGCUACUUUCUUGCGUAUAAAUUCCGAAUCAGGCUUAUUUCAUUUUGAUGGAACUUAUCGUCCAUGUCCUUUAAAACAAGAAUUUAUUGGGGUUACGGAAAAAAAAGCCAUAAAAAGGUUUCAAGUAAUGAAUGAAGUUACAUAUCAUAAAGUCAUGGAUCAAGCUGGUAAAAAUCAGGUUCUUGUAUUCGUACAUUCACGGAAAGAAACAGCUAAAACAGCCAAAACUAUUAGAGAUAUGGCAUUAGAAAAAGAUACAAUCGGUCAAUUUCUUAGAGAAGACUCCGCAAGUCGCGAAAUUUUGCAGACUGAAUCUUCUACCGCUAAAGAUACAAAUUUACAAGAUUUAUUACCUUACGGUUUUGCUAUACAUCAUGCCGGAAUGUCACGUGCUGACCGUACAUUAGUGGAAGAAUUAUUCGCAGAUGGACAUAUUCAAGUUUUAGUUUCUACUGCAACUUUAGCUUGGGGUGUCAAUUUACCUGCACAUUCUGUCAUAAUAAAAGGUACUCAAAUAUAUUCUCCUGAAAAAGGUCGCUGGGUUGAAUUAAGUCCACAAGAUGUUCUUCAAAUGUUAGGUCGUGCAGGUCGUCCUCAGUUUGACACAUUUGGUGAAGGUAUCAUAAUAACUUCUCAUACCGAACUUCAGUAUUAUUUGUCAUUGUUGAAUCAACAAUUACCCAUUGAAAGUCAAUUCAUCAACAGAUUACCUGAUAACUUGAAUGCGGAAAUAGUAUUGGGAACUGUUCGUAAUCGUGAUGAAGCGGUUGAAUGGUUAGGGUAUUCUUAUCUAUUUGUGCGUAUGGUGCGUAAUCCGACACUAUACGGUAUUUCAAUCGAUCAAUUGAGUGAAGACGAAUCUCUUGUUCAAAAACGAGUUGAUUUAAUUCACUCAGCUGCAUUAUUAUUAGAUAAAUCUAAUUUGAUAAAGUAUGAUAAAAAGACUGGAAGAUUUCAAACUACUGAGUUGGGACGUAUCGCUUCACAUUUUUAUAUCACACACAUUUCCAUGGCGAUCUAUAAUCAACAUUUAAAGCCAAUGAUGAGUCAUAUUGAAUUAUUCCGCGUAUUUGCAUUAUCAGAUGAAUUCAAAUAUAUUCCUGUAAGAGAAGAGGAAAAACUUGAAUUAUCUAAGUUACUCGAACGUGUACCUAUCCCCGUUAAAGAAGGCAUAGAAGAACCAACUUCCAAAAUUAAUGUUCUAUUGCAAUCCUAUAUUUCACAAUUAAAAUUGGAUGGAUUCGCACUUGUUUCCGAUAUGGUAUAUGUGACUCAAUCUGCAAGCAGAAUUCUUCGUGCCAUGUUUGAAAUUUGUUUAAAACGUGGUUGGGCUCAACUUUCUAGGAGGGCUUUGGACCUUUGCAAAAUGGUCGAAAAACGUAUGUGGCUUUCUAUGACACCUUUACGUCAAUUCAAAACUAUAACCAUGGACUUGAUAAAAAGAAUUGAAAAGAAAGAUUUCCCUUGGGAUAGAUACUUUGAUUUGAACGCACAAGAAAUUGGGGAACUUGUAGGUUUUCCUAAAGCUGGAAAAAUGAUUCAUAAAUAUGUUCAUCAAUUUCCUAAGUUAGAGCUACAGACUUUUGUGCAACCUAUAACUCGAUCGUUAUUAAGAGUUGAACUUAAAAUUACUCCAGAUUUUCAAUGGGAUGAAAAAGUUCACGGAACUGCUGAAGCAUUUUGGGUUUUAGUUGAAGAUGUAGAUGGAGAAGUUAUAUUAUACCACGAUUCCUUUAUUCUGAAGCAAAAAUACGCGGAAGAAGAUCAUAUUAUAACAUUUACAGUACCGCUUUUCGAACCUUUACCUCCUAAUUAUUUCAUUUCGAUAAUAUCCGAUCGUUGGUUACAUUGUGAAACGAAAUUGCCAAUUUCUUUUAAACAUUUGAUUCUUCCUAAAAAAUAUCCACCUCAUACAGAAUUACUGGAUCUUCAGCCUUUGCCAGUAUCAGCUUUACGAAACCGUGAAUAUGAAGCUGUGUAUAGACAAUGGGUUGAAAAUUUCAAUCCCAUCCAGACUCAAGUGUUUAACGCUUUGUACAACAGUGACGAUAAUGUUUUUGUUGGAGCACCUACUGGAAGUGGGAAGACUAUUUGUGCCGAAUUUGCACUUCUUCGGUUGUGGUCUAAACCAAAUCAUGGUAGAUGUAUUUAUAUUGCACCAUUCCAAGAAGUAGUUGAUCGUCUAAAAGCUGAGUGGGAGAAAAAGUUUAAAACUUUACAAGGUGGAAAAAACAUUGUAUCACUUACUGGAGAAACUAGUGCAGAUCUUCGAUUGCUAGAAAUAGGUGAUGUCAUAUUUGCCACACCUACACAAUGGGAUGUUAUGUCUCGUCGAUGGAAACAACGCAAAAAUGUUCAAAAUAUUGCAUUAUUUAUUGCGGACGAAUUACAUCUCAUUGGAAGUGAUGUGGGUCCAACUUAUGAAAUAAUUGUGUCACGUAUGCGAUACAUUGCUCAUCAAACAAAGAAUCCUAUUCGUAUUGUUUGUUUGAGUACUUCAUUAGCCAAUGCUCAAGAUAUUGGAGAAUGGAUAGGUGCAACACCACACACUAUUUUCAAUUUUCAUCCAAGUGUUCGUCCUGUACCUUUGGAAAUUCAUAUUCAGAGUUAUAACAUUCCACAUUUUGAAUCAUUGAUUAUUGCAAUGGCUAAACCUACUUAUGUUGCCAUCACAACAUAUUCAUAUAAUAAACCUGCCAUAAUCUUUGUACCAUCACGUAGUCAAUGUAAGCUGACCGCCGUCAAUUUAGAAACUUUAUGUACAGCGGAUGGAUUACAAGAUUAUUUUCUUAAACCAUCACUUAAAGAUGAUCAAGGAAAUUUGGAUAAAAAAUUUGCUAAAGAAUUAGUAAAAGUUAAUGAUGAAUAUUUACGGGAUACACUUUCGCAUGGUAUAGGUUUUUAUCAUGAAGCACUCAGCACCCUUGAUAAAUUGAUAGUCGAGAAAUUAUUUGAAGAGGGAUUAAUACAAGUAGUAGUUGCAUCACGAGACACAUGUUGGGGAUUGAAUUUGAAUUGUCAUAUGGUUAUCAUUAUGGGUACUCAAUAUUAUGAAGGUAAAGAACAUAGAUAUGCAGAUUAUCCAAUAACAGAUGUUUUACAAAUGAUGGGACGAGCUUGUCGUCCACAUAUAGAUGAAACUGGUCGUUGCGUAUUAAUGUGUCAAGCUAUUAAGAAGGAUUUUUAUAAAAAAUUCUUAUAUGAAGCUUUACCCGUAGAAUCUCAUUUGGAUCAUUUCUUGCAUGAUCAUUUCAAUGCAGAAAUUGUGACUAAAACUAUUGAGAAUAAACAGGAUGCAGUAGAUUAUCUCACUUGGACUUUCUUAUAUCGACGAAUGGUUGAAAAUCCAAAUUAUUAUGGAAUGCAAGGUUCGGAUCAUAGACAUUUGUCAGAUCAUUUAUCCGAAUUAGUUGAAGCUACGGUGAACGAUCUUUCAUCUUCAAAAUGUAUCAACAUUGAAGAUGAAUUAGAAUUAUCACCUCUCAAUUUGGGAAUGAUAGCUGCAUAUUAUAAUGUAAGUUAUGUUACAAUAGAAAUGUUUAGUAUGAGUUUGAAUGAGAAGACAAAACUUCGGGGACUUUUGGAGAUCAUUUCUUCAGCAGCAGAAUUUGAAUCAGUCCCAAUUAGACAUCAUGAAGAUGGUGUUCUCAAGAAGAUCUAUGAAUUUCUACCGGGUAAACUAGCAAAUCCUAAAUUUAAUUCACCUCACAUUAAAACGAAUAUUCUUUUACAAGCACACUUUUCGAGAUAUGAUUUGGAUAGAGUACCCGAUCUAAAAUCUGAUCAAGUUAUAGUAUUGGGAAAAAUUAUUCCAUUAAUUCAGGCUAUGGUUGAUGUAAUAAGUUCUAAUGGAUGGUUAAAUACGGCAUUAAGUGCAAUGGAGUUAUCACAAAUGAGUGUUCAAGCAUUAUGGGAUCGUGAUUCACCGUUAAAACAAAUUCCAUAUUUUGAGAAAGAGCAUCUCGAACGCUGUCAAGAAAAAGGGAUUGAAUCAGUUGUUGAUAUAGGUUUACUUGAAGAUGAUGAACGUGAAGAGAUACUUAAAAUGGACAAGAUAAGAAGGAAUGCAGUAGCGAAAUUUAUUAAUCGAUAUCCAGAUCUUGAUGUUAAAUAUGCAAUAAGAGAUGAAGAACUUAUAGCGGGUUCGCAAGGUAUUUUAGAUGUUAAAUUAACACGAGAAGAUUACGAUGGAGAUGAUAUUGGUCCAGUAUAUGCACCUAGAUUCCCACAUAAAAAAGAUGAGGGAUGGUGGAUAAUUGUUGGGGAUUCAUCCAAGAACACAUUAUUGGGUGUCAAACGAAUCACUUUAAAUAAGACAUUGAAUAUAAAAUUGGACUUUACGUGUCCACCAGAAGCAGGUGAACAUUCAUUAAAACUUUAUACAAUGUCAGAUUCAUAUAUGGGAUGUGAUUUAGAAUUUGAUAUUGAUAUAUCAGUACAAGAAGGGAAUGAAGAUAGUGAAGAGGAGGAAGAAGAGGAGGGAACACAAAUGGAGACAUAA
Diversispora eburnea is the source of this 6468-nucleotide messenger RNA. NCBI's taxonomy places the organism in Eukaryota, Fungi, Glomeromycota, Glomeromycetes, Diversisporales, Diversisporaceae. The record is from the annotation of a GenBank genome assembly.